Athene cunicularia (burrowing owl) is the source of this 337-nucleotide messenger RNA. Its product is annotated as peptidyl-prolyl cis-trans isomerase FKBP1A. Gene Ontology annotation, molecular function: peptidyl-prolyl cis-trans isomerase activity. The coding region runs from base 32 to 271 and encodes 79 amino acids. The transcript is spliced from 2 exons. The record is from RefSeq and is a predicted model, not a curated record. Lineage: Eukaryota; Metazoa; Chordata; Aves; Strigiformes; Strigidae.
CACCAUCGUCUCCCUCCCUCUCUCCCCAGGUAUGCUGGAGGAUGGGAAGAAGUUUGAUUCCUCUCGCGACAGGAACAAGCCGUUCAAGUUCGUGAUGGGCAAGCAGGAGGUGAUCCGCGGCUGGGAGGAAGGAGUCGCUCAGAUGAGUGUUGGUCAACGGGCAAAGAUGACCAUCUCCCCAGAUUACGCCUACGGCUCUACUGGCCACCCAGGGAUCAUCCCACCUAACGCCACUCUAAUUUUUGACGUGGAGCUCAUGAAAUUGGAAUGACCUACCCCAGCACCCUGUCCUCGGGUAAGGAUGGGGACGGGGAGUCUCGUGGCUCGGGGGUGACUC